UACUAAUGCUGAUAUAUAAUAGAAAUUUUAGUUGGAAAUUUCUUUCUUGAAAUAGAUAUGGAAGAAAUUCAUUUUUAUCCGGAAAGGAUAAGAAAAUAUAAUUAGAUUUAAAAGAAUCAUGAAUUAGUGAAACAGUGAAAGUUUUAGCAAUAGUUGCAGUAAAAACAACUAAAAAUAUGGAUAAAUAUAUGUCGUAAGAUUAUUAUAGAAGACCAAUCAUCACAAUAUUUUUACAGCAUAUGUGAAAAGCUAACAGUAUAUGCAGAAGAGAGAAAAUUUAUAAGAGUAGGUUAACUGAAUUUAGUUGAUUGAGUUGAAAAUAAAAGAUAAUCAAGAACAAAAUCAACUGGAGAAAGAUUUAACGAAGCAAGAAAAAAUUAAUUUAUCUUUAUCUGCUUUCGGUAAUGUGAUAACAGCAUUCGUGAAUGAAAAUACUUAACAUAUUCCUUAUAGAAAUUCUAAAUUAACAAGCUUAUCAUAAGACUCUUUAGGUGAUAAUUCUAAAAUAAUUAUGUUUACUGAAUUGAGUCCUGCUGAUUAUUGUUAGGAUUAAACAAUAUCUUGUCUGAAAGAUGCAUCUAAAACUAAGAUGAUCGAGAAUUAACCAAAAAUUAAUGAAGAUCUAAAGAUGCUUUCCUUAAAUAAUAAGCAGAUGAAAUUUUUAAAAUUAAAGAGUAAAAUAUAUAAAAGUAACUACAAAAAGUAACUAUAAAAUGUUUAAUGUUUUAUAUUAAUUUAGGACUUAAGAAGCAAAGAAAAUUAACUAAAAAAAUGGUUCUUUUUAAUGAGCUACACAUUAUCUAAUUGA
This is a messenger RNA of Paramecium sonneborni, 808 nucleotides long. Lineage: Eukaryota; Ciliophora; Oligohymenophorea; Peniculida; Parameciidae. The record is from the annotation of a GenBank genome assembly.